UCAACGGCGCUGGCCGCUGAGGAACCAGCCAAUCAAGUAGCUCAAUUACCGUCGUCGUCGUCCGGUCGGCAGCUGAAAGAAGAUACCGGUGGGAUCGGAGCCGAUCAGGAUACAUCCGGAAAUCGAUCCCAACAGCCGAGUCGAUCGAUCUCCCGUGAUUUAUUUGCCGGUGCUGCAAGUGCGGUCGAGGAGGUUGAUACGGACAUUCAUGCGGGCUUCCGCCAAAUAGAUGCUGGUACGAAAGUUAGCACUAACAACGUCGCAAUCUUACCACGAAGGGUUGACCUCAUUUCUGCCGAUCAGACUGCUAACAAUGAACGUCGCAGUUAUGAGAGGAGUGAAAACGAAAAAUUCACACCUACUACCAUCGCUGAUGCACCAUUUAGCCCGAUUCCAAGCUCUCGGAUUAGUUCUGUCGGGAAAAAAGAAGAAGAUGCCGUGAGCAGUAGCGGUACCCCCAUUAGAGGUCACGCUGGCAAGUCAAUGGUACACCAGCUGAAUACCAGCACUCCGAUCGUCAACUCGAGCCAACGCUCCGGUAGAGGGUCUCGAAACUCGGCUUGGAAUCAGGAUUGCACAUCGACACCGAACAGCCAAAAGGCGACGCCAGGUAACGGUUCUCGCCAUGACUCACGUCGCAGUCACGAUCGAUCCUUUGGCAACAACAACAACAACAGCAGCACCGUCAGCCGGCAUACCAGCUCACCUUGUCUGGGUGAUUUCAUCAUACACUCCUCUAUGAAAUCUAAGCAGCGAAAAUCCGCUACUUAUGCCGGCGCCAGUGCGAAUAACAGUAAAGAUAGUAGCAGCAAGGCUAACUCACUUUUCUUGGCGGACGACUUUCCGGGACUGCAAACCUCGAUGCAGUCGUCGACCCCCGGAAACGAACAACCGCAGCGAAGCAAGAAACGUGUUACGCCUAUCACGGUCAGUAAAACACUCACCAGUCGACUAGCGACUGGCGGUUCCAGCUUCGAACUGGACAACUCGACAAGUCCAACUGUUGCCGAGGGAAAGGCAAAACGUCGAGUCACACCGACUAUUGUCAGCAAGUCAUUUUCUAAUAAGCACGACUUUACCAGUUCCUCUUUUAAAUCGGAUAAUAAUCUCAUAGAUUUAACGGAAGACAGUUUAGAGUUGGAUCUGUCACAAAAGGACGAACGUGGACUGCUACGGAAUUACAAGGAUAUAAUCAAAAGCAGUUUUGAUGCUGUCGAGGAACAGCACCGGGACACGAGCAAAAUGCUCCAAACAGCGCUCCGAAAUACAAUUGUUACACCCAGAAAGCUGUCGGAAGGAAGCGGCACAGCAGCUGCACAACCGGUUCACAUCGAACUGGAUCGAGUAACGGAACGUGCACUGAUCGAUCGUUUAGUAGACGUAUAUACGGUUUUAAUUGACCUCAAUAUGACUCCCAAUAUCCUAUCUGAGUUAGCAUACCUAAUUAAUUUGAUUAAUACUGAAUUUGAGCCAACGGAAAGUGCGGCAGCACAGGAAGAAAUUGAUCAAACUAGACCAAUUUUCCUAGCAGGUACGAUCCUGAAAAAUCUAAACAAUUGUGUAUUUUUUGCUUUGCAAGCAUUACACCGGCAGCGCACUCUACUGGGUCUCCUGGACAGCGUUACGUUAAAGGUGUUGAUAGAGAACGAACGCAUUGCAAGCCUCGAUCAACCGCUUAGUAGUUAUCUGCGAGAAAUUCACGCACAGAAACUGCAGCUUGAUAACGACGUGCACAAACUGCUGGAUGUAUCGUCCUUCAAUUUCGCCAACAGUGCAACCGGAGGAAUCAAUGUAUUUUAUCAGCAGGAAGCGGACACAAGGGAACACUUUCCCUCCGAUAGAGAAUUCGGUGCCUUCAAGAAACAGCGAGAUGCUUUCUGUACGGUCUAUAGGUCGUGGGAUAUUAAGCACCUGAAUCCCACCUGGAACUUUCUAGCAGAGCUCGGCGGGAAAAUUCGCUCCCUGCUGGCCAUCAUGGAGCAUCCGAUCAACAUGGCACACCUGGCGAAGCUCUUCACGGCACAGCUGGUGCAAUCGUGUAACUUUGAUACCUCAGCCUCGGAGCUGGCAAUGGCACUGCCGAACGUGGACCCGGCCAAACUGGUGAAGCUGCGACAACGGCUGGUCGCACCCAGUCAGUUUUCCACCCAAUAUUUGUUUCCGGGCAGUCAGGCGUUCUUCCGCGAUUUCAUCAUCGCCAGCGAGACCAAUCAAAUAUUCAUGGAGCAGCUGAAGGCAGUGCUGAUUCACGAGCUGCUCGAGAUGAAUGGUUCCUCGUACGAGGUGCUAAAUGUUACCGGCUCCGAAAAUCAGCACGACUGCGAGUAUGUGGUCCGGCCAGAAUCGACGACAACAAUGCGUGUCCUGGCGAAAUUUAUCGGAUAUAUCAUCUCAAGGCCAUUCAACUGCGAUAGCUACAGGAACAGUACAGUGGAAAAUCGCCAAAUAGAGCUCCGUAAUGCGCUUCUCCCCUUGUUUGACGUGAAAUCGAUUCUGCUAAAAGCCAUAGCGGAACGAAAGCUUAUCAUCACGGUGCCUUGGAUGGUUCAAUAUUUGGCCAUGCUGGAUGCAAUCACCCUCCGGUUAAGUUACUACAAGGAAUUGUUCGAUGUUCUGUAUGAGCUGUACCUGAGGACCACCGCAUUCGACAGUUGGUCUGAGCGAAAGCUUUUAGUUACCCCCACUUCAAAAUUUAUCCUAAGAGCAUGCCUUGGUUGGCUAUUUGAACAUCCGAAUAUCCCCGAAGAAUACUAUAGCUAUCGGCAGGAGCGCCGCUCUCUGUUGUUGGUUGAUGAAGGCCUGCACAAUUACAAAAAAAUAAAAGUUCUUGUGGACAAAACUGUUUGUGAAGAAAUUGAAACCACAGGUCCUCUAAUCCUAACAAAAAUUGAUGAACGCUUACAAGGAACGUGGAAAUGUGAAAUAAAGCCUUCAAAGCAACAAGCUACUGGAACUCUACUAAAAACUGGUUUGAUUGCUACCGGAAACGAUGCUAUUGUGCUAAAUCCGUUUCUUGAAACCAUCCUCAACGCUGCCUGUCCAUUCCUAGCCGAUUUCCGCGUUUCUAUGAUGCCCAGCAAAAUGGAGAAAACCGUCUCUCGUUCGGGACGAUACCGACAUAUCACAACCAAAUACUCUGGAACCUCAACCAUAGCCAGCGAUGGCAACAACAGCCAGAAGCCAACCAACGACCAGCACCGGCUGGUUGAAGCCUUUCUGCGCUCACAAAGUCUGUCGGUUCGUCGAACCGUGGAGUUUGUCAUCGAACGAGCUUCAUCCGCUGCCAUAAAGGACUUUCAAAUUACGCAUCUUUUGCCGCUGAGAAAACGCACAUCCGACCGAAUCAGCUCCGUCCAGGCGGACUCUGUGUCCCACGCCACGAAAGAGAUUUACAAGAUUUGUUCGACGGCACUGGCCAACAUUAAUGCCAGCUGGGAGACGCACAUCGUCUUGAUGUUGGCAAGGCGAAUUCAGGAAGCAUUUGAUGCAUUGCUCCCCUGCGAAACUCUGGUACCAGUGAAGCAAACUUGUAUAAAUCUUACACUGGAGCGGUGCCUCGCCAAGACGAACGAAUGGCGCCAAACGCAUAUGUUCGAGAUAGACCUAUUCUGCAAAGACAUCCCGAGCGAAGCCGCUAGGAUUGCGAAGGAUGCCUCGAAUACCAAGCAGCCAUCUCCUGUGACAAACCUGACCGUUCUACUGGACCGUGUACAUCACACACUGGUGUACGACAAGCUUCAAUCUACCAUCCACCUGGCGGCCUCAUAUCCGGAAGAAUUAAAGCCGGACGAAUUAGCACAGUUUCUAGCGCUAACGUUGCGCUACCUGGACGAGCAGGAAGCAACGACUGCGAUGAACAAAAUGCUAGCGUAUAUGGUGUUGCAGUUGGCCCUACUGCUAGUGAUCAACCGAUGUGAUUUAAUAGUACCUGACGUAAUACAAAGUUUCACAACCGUGUGGAGACACCGGAAAUUGAGUGAGUUCUGUACGAUUCCCGAUGAUUCCGAGGCAAGCAAUCUGGAGGAUGAGUUGGAGAAGCUUAUUAGUGAAAAUGCCACCGAGGACGGUGAAAGGCCAAUUGUUGACGAAGAGGACAUUCGGCGUAUCAGAUUAAAGAAACAACAGGAAGGAAGUAACUACAUCUUCUCGACGCUGGUCAGCAAUCGCUGCAUCCGAAUGAUGGCGGCCAGCCACCGAGCCACGGCAGAGCAAGUGUUCGCCUGCUUUGCUAAUUUCAUCAACAGUCUGGUGGACUGUAAUCUGAUCAGCAUCCGGCGCUUGAACGAGCAGUUUGUGCAGAUUUUCAGCGAGGACUGGCAGCAGCAAACACUUGAACACGUUUCGCGCCUAAUGGAUACCGUGCUGCGGGGUGGCACCGGCACCGGUGGACCCUUUCCCGUGGGCAGCCCAGCAGCGGAAAAGGCACCUGGAAGGCGAGCCAACAAUGCCGACGAUUCGCACUCACAGCUUUUCAUGGAAAUGCUUUCAGAUUUGGCCCGCGAAAUUGAGGAUUUCUGA
Messenger RNA from Sabethes cyaneus, 4518 nucleotides. RefSeq names its product protein disks lost (gene dlt). The annotation marks the transcript as partial. The record is from RefSeq and is a predicted model, not a curated record. The transcript has 11 exons. Gene Ontology annotation, biological process: chromatin organization. NCBI's taxonomy places the organism in Eukaryota, Metazoa, Arthropoda, Insecta, Diptera, Culicidae. Gene Ontology annotation, cellular component: nucleus.